Molecule: messenger RNA, 1347 nt
Organism: Lathyrus sativus (Indian pea)
Lineage: Eukaryota; Viridiplantae; Streptophyta; Magnoliopsida; Fabales; Fabaceae
Source: the annotation of a GenBank genome assembly
AUGAAGUUCCUUCAAUCUCUCUUAGGUAAAACCCGUUUUGCAGUGCGUGAUAGGUUACUGUGUCGGGUUUCAGGGCUCCGAUUCUUCAAUGCUUCCUCAGAAGAGUAUUCCAAGAGGAACUACGCUAACAAUGUCGCUGAAUACAACACUGUUUUGGGUUCUCUCAAUGCUCAAAGAAGGGUCUUUUUGCUGAGGGAUGUGUAUGAUGAUAUGAUGCUUGAUGGAGUGAAGCCAACCCGUGACACUUUUCAUUCUCUUAUUGUGGGAACCAUGAGAGGCUCUAGAAUGCAUGAUGCUUUCUUCUUCAAGGACCAAAUGAAAAUCACGGGUUUGGUUCCUGAUGUUACUUUUUACAACUUUCUAAUUUCAACCUGUGGGAAAUGCAAGAACUCUGAUCAGGCUAUUCAGAUUUUGGAGGAGAUGAAAUCCAUGGAAGUAAAGCCAAAUGUUCAAACCUACAUCUGCUUGUUACAUGCUUGUGCAGCACAAGGGCGCAUAGACCGAGUGUAUGCAAUUGUCCGUGAUAUGACUGCAGCUGGUCUGGGAUUAAACAAGUUCUGCUAUGCCGGGCUUAUAGUUGCACACAAGAACAAAACACCUUUUACGGACGACUUUGAAGCAAAAGUUACAGAGUUUGUGGAGAGGUCGAAGAUAUGGUCUUCAGUAGAAACCGACAGUGCCAAUGCUGAGAAUGUGAUGGUGGGUGUUACUGAUGAGGAGUUAUAUAACUUACCAUCUGCAGAAUACGUUCAUAGGCGUGGAGGAUUCUUGAACAGGUCAUUUACAGCAUAUCAUACUGCAUUCAAUGCUGCUGCAGACUUCAAGAAUGUCAAGUUGACGGAUACACUUCUUGAAAUGCUGAGCAAGGAGAAGAAAACUCCUGAUAUCUAUAUUGUCAUGCAAGUGAUUAGGUGCUAUUGUUAUGCUGGAGAAAUUGACCGUGGUCUUCAAUAUUUUGAAGAAUUUAUAAAUUUAGGAAAGGGUAAUGCUGCCGAACUUUUUGUGACACUUGCCGAGGGGGCAAUGGUCGGGUACACUGAGAAAGGAAUGCAAAUUUCUCAAGAUAUACUAGUAAGGAUGAAUGAAAGAAACUUUUUCAUGAAUGUCAAAAUGGGAAGUGAGCUCCUGCUCAGGGCAGCUGGUGAAAAGACCGGAGGAUAUACUAAUGCUAACUACAUAUGGGACUUGAUGCGAGCCCGGAAUCUCUACCCUACUUUGCCUGCAGUGGAAGCAUACUACCAGGGUUUGAAGGAUCGACAGAUUCCUCAAGAUGAUCCAAGACUUGUGUUGGUUACUCAAAUGUAUGACAACCUUCGCUCGAGAUUUAGGGGAAGGCCGAAUGUAUAG